AUGGCCGAAUUUACUGAAAAACAAAAGCGAAGGAACAACAUUGUCAUUUUUAAAGUUGCAGAGCCCGACCAAAACAAAUCCUUAGAAAAGCAAAAAGUGAUAGACAAAAAUACGGUAUCUGCAAUUCUAAACACUGUUGCUCCAGAUUUACCUACAACAAAUAUCAAGCCAAUAAGAUUGGGGGCUUCCGCAGAAUCUAAAAUUAGACCUAUUAAAGUAAUAUUGGAGAACGAAACAACAGUGAGCUCAGUCUUGAAAAAUUCCAACUCGAAUUUCAAGCAAAUAAUUGUAGCUGCAGAUCGCACAAAGAGAAGAGACAAAUGGAGUACUAUAAAAAAGUUAAGCAAGAACUCGAUGAUCGAAUCAACAACGGUGAUGUUAACAUUGUUAACAUCCGAAUAA
Psylliodes chrysocephalus is the source of this 402-nucleotide messenger RNA. NCBI's taxonomy places the organism in Eukaryota, Metazoa, Arthropoda, Insecta, Coleoptera, Chrysomelidae. The record is from the annotation of a GenBank genome assembly.